This is a messenger RNA of Micromonas pusilla CCMP1545, 264 nucleotides long. RefSeq lists its product as uncharacterized. Bases 1 to 264 code for a protein of 87 amino acids. The record is from RefSeq and is a predicted model, not a curated record. NCBI's taxonomy places the organism in Eukaryota, Viridiplantae, Chlorophyta, Mamiellophyceae, Mamiellales, Mamiellaceae. The transcript has a single exon.
AUGGCGGAGCUGCAGAGCGCGUGGGGCGCCGCGUGCGUGGACGCCGCGGGCGAGGCGACGGUGUACGGCGACGACGCGUCGACGGAGGCGGGCGGGCCGUGUUUGACGGCGAUCGUUUUUUUGACGCGCGCGACGGAGUGCUUCGGACGCGCGGCGGAGUUAGUCGGCGACGCGAAGGGGAAGGCGUCGAGCGAGUACGCGGCGGCGACGCGCAGGGCGAGGGCGUCGAGAAGGGCGCUGGCGGACGCGAUGAAGCUGAAUUAA